UGCCUUAACCCGGAAGUGCAUGAGCAGGACUAAACUACGUGGCGGUGAAUUCAGUUACUAAUUAAUUACUGAUCUCUGCGAACUAAGUGUGUCCUGUUCUGACAGUUCACGUGUUUUUAUGGUGAAACACCCCGAAACAAAUCAAGAUUAACCGUAACCUUAUACAACCUUAUUAUGCCUGACGUCACACAAAACAGCAGAAGACUCCACAGGACUUUUUCACAGGAUGCAACCAGAGGUUCAGGUUCAUGAGACAGGGAGGAAGAAGGUAUUCAAGCUGUCACCCUUGCUUGACAAUGACUCACAUCCCCAGUGUCAGCUGCUGCUGUUAGACUGUUCAAUCACAGCUGCUUCCAGUGACCCAUCCAUCAUUACCAGACUCUUUAGAAUCUGAUUUACUGUGCAGCACAAAUUACUUACUUCAAUUCCAUCUAUAAAUGUGUAUUUUCCUUUUUCCUUUCCUUUUUUGUAAUUUUAAAUUGUAUAUACUGUAGUCUUUUCUUUUUGUGCCUUGUCCUAAGAUUGUAAAGAUCCAUGUGUCAGGUUGUGUGAUCAUGUUACUUUAACAAAAACAACACAAGUUUAAACUUUAGAGAGCAGGUCUGUUUAAAUCAAAGCAUCACUGGGGAACAGAGAAGCCAGUGUGACCGCACUGCUGUUGAUCUGGGCCAAUGUUUAUUAGUGUAAGGCGUGUACUUGUGCUUUGCUUCAUUACACCCAAGCUAUGGCUUGAUCAGUAUAAAAUAGAUUAACUCUAUUUCUUAGUUCCUAUAAUUGUUAAAUAAAGAAAGGAAAUGCUGCAUUAUUCACUUCAAACCAGCCUGUAUCACCUAAUGUAAAAGUAGAUACCUUUCUUAUUUAUAUUUUAUUUUUAUCUUUUGACAAAUACAUUCCAUUCUCAAAUUUCCAACAGUAUUCUUAGGACAUAAUAGUAGAUAUAUACUUAAAUGUUUAUAUGUAUGAACAUAUUUCUGCUAUGGUCAGUGAUUUGUCAGUACAAACUCUUUUUUGUUAUUUCGGUGGUACAUGUAAUCGGUUGUGCUGGUGCUAAUGAGCGGCUGUGUAUUCACAGCAGGAUUUGUUCCACUUGUAUAUGUUAAGUAGCCAGUCAGUGUGUACUCUUCACUCAAGGCAUCACGGUAGAGCAGCUGGUUUAUUUUAAGGUGCAUAGGUGUAACAUAUUGUUUUACUUUAGUAUAUACACACAGUAUACAGUAAGUGUAGUUAUUAGGACCUAUUAAGAGAGACAAGCAACUCAUGUCUGUCAAUAUCCAUUGACUACAUCUAGUUUAUCAGUAACUUUGUGUCCUCUGUACUGUAGCAAAUACAAUGAAAGUGAUUGGCUGUUUGGAAGAAGGUGGGAUGGCAGUGGUCAUGUUACAGAGGUUCAGAUUGGUGUUUGUUUGUAUGUCUUGCUGUAGCAUGGUUGUUUUGAGUAGUCGUUGUACUUUUCUAUUCAUUGUUACAUUUACCACUAUUGGCUUGGAUCUUAUUUGUACCAGAGACAAAAACACGGGUAAGUUUCCUGCCUCAUUUUGGCUGAUUUCUGCUGUUUCGUUAGUCUUCAGUGGAUAAUAUGUUGGUCAGUAUUGUUCCAACUAAAGAAUACAACCUACAGUAUACAAUCAGUUGUGUACUGAAUUGGUUUCAAGUCAAAAAUACAAGGUUAAUCUCCAGACAAAUCACAGGUACAUGACUGAUGACAGAUGGUUCGCUUAAUUGAAUUUGAACCGUUGACAGUAGCGUAACAGGGAUGUGUAGGCGAACAUGUUGUGUUAAUAUUGCCCUCCUUUUGCGUAACAGGUGAAACUGACUACUGGGUCAUUUCACAGCAGUUCCAGAAAAUCUUCUCAUAUAUUUGAAGUGGUUGCUUUUCAUACCUUGUACUUAAGGCCCCUGUGUGCACAAGUUCACCACCACGAAAAGAGAAAGCCAAAUCCCACAUCAGCUAGGCUGAGGAACGCUGACUGCUGGUGCGUAUCUUACACCGGUUUUGCAUAAUACAAACGUGCAAAAAAAUUGUAAAAGGAAGGAAAAAGGCACAAGGGGAGGGGGCACUGAGCAGCUAUGAGGAUCGUGCUGAGAUGGCUGAUUGCUCUCCAGGGAGGAGGAUGGGAGGGAAGUUGGGACGAGAACUCGGGCAGAUGGGUUUUCAGACAAGUCCCUUAUGAGCCAGGCUGCAUUGUUUCUUUUGUUGAGUUAGUUUCUCCCACCAGGACAAAUGAACGACCCACACACCAUCAGCUGAUGCAACACACUCACAUUAAUUGGAUGAGGUCUGGAUUGGUUGAUUAUUUUUAUUUUAUUUUUAUUUUAUAUUCGUGUUUUAUUUUGUGUUUCAAUAGGAUACUAUUGUUGUGCAUGUAUUUAUUUAUUUAUUCAUGCAUGUAAUUUGAGCAUUCGUCUAAUAAAUAUUGUAUCUUUGUAGGACAGAUAAACAGAUAAAACACUUAUUAUUUAUUAGGAAAUUAAUCUGAUAGAAGUAACCCAAUUAGUGCUUACCUUAUGUUAAGAUACAGACAGAAAAUGAUUCAGUAAUAUAGAAAACUAUUGUUUAUUCAUUAUCUUUUUAUAAUUUACAUUAUGAGAGUGAAUUAUGUUAAAGUUUAUUCCAUCACUUAAUUAUGAAAAAUGUAUGAUCAUUUCUAUUUCUUUAUUUCCUCUGUGUAUACGUUGAGAAUAUAAAUCAGUCUUAAUGGUUCUAAACACUGCUGCUAAUUUUUCCAAACGAUGCUACACAGCUUAUUAAUUUCCUGAAUGUCCCUCGAGAUGUUCUGCAGAUUGCAAAUGUUGUUUGUGUCCUGGAGCAGGGUGUUUCAGGCAGAUGUGUUUUAGCUAAUACAGUCUGAGAGCAGCUGGGCAGGGCAGGGCUAAUAGACCAAAUGACAUCAUCCAGAGAGGGAGAGAGAGAGGGAGAGAGAGGGAGAGAGAGGGAGAGCCUGUGAACGAGCUCGCCUAGGGCAGUGGAUUGAAGCAGGCCAGCUCAGAUAGAGACGACAGCGGCAUGAGAGCGGGACAGCGGGCGUGUGUGAAAGGGAGAGGACCAGACAACACUUAGCUGACUUUGACCAGGAUAUAGGACUCCACCUCGAAGAUUCUCUCUCCAGUCCCUCUCCCUCCUCCAUUACACCUCUCCCUUCCCCCUUCCCCUUUCCCCCUUUCCCUCCUUCAUCCUUUGGCAGUCACCCCCCUGUCAGCUCCUGCUCCGUGCGGCUCCUCCGGGCAUGCUCCUUAAGCCAAAGUAUGGCCGCUUCCGCAAUGAGUCAGUGACCUCCUCCGACGACCUGAUGCAGAGCUUAGCCAUGAGCGGCAAAGUUGUGGCCACGCCGGUGGCCCCCUCCUCCGCCACCAGCCUUCCGCUGCCUCCCCUGCCGCCUCUGGAUGCCGGUGCCAGGUCCGCCUCCUCAGCCGGGGCUGCGGCUCUGGCAGACUCGCCCUGCCUGGAUGGGGAGCAGGAUGCCACCACCACCUUCUGCAUGCUCAUCCCCAAGAUGCCCCAGUGGAAGUUCUCCAACUCGCUGCUCAGCCGGAGCCCGUCCAACUCCAGCUCCAGCUCCGGCUCCAGCAAGGACUCGGGCAGAGCUGCGGCAGCUCCCUCCCAGGCCUCUGGCCCCCCUUCGUCAACGACACUCAGGCACAGCGGUGCGACCUCAGCCAGUGGCCCAGUGGCCAGUCUCGCGGCAGUGCUUAACUCCUGUGACCCUGUGUGUGUCACCCCCUGUUCAAUGCAGGCCAUUCGGGGGCAGAGAGCAGUAGCUGGGGCAAACUCUGCCAGUCCAGGGGGCCACGGAUUUGGGGCUACAGAGGUCAUAGCGAGCCCUGGGGGUUCGAGCAGCUCCAGAUCAGGAGCGAACCGCAGAACAAGGGUGGAAGGCAUGUGGCUGGGGGGCGAGGACUUCAACCAGAAGGGCAGCUUCAUCCACAAACCCUCCCAGGGUUGGCUGCAUCCUGACAAGAAGAUCGCAGGACCCGGGGCAUCGUAUAUUGUCAGGUACAUGGGCUGCAUCGAGGUGCUGAAGUCGAUGCGAUCUCUGGACUUCAACACACGAACUCAGGUGACAAGGGAAGCCAUCAACAGGCUCUGCGAUGCUGUGCCAGGGGGCAAGGGAGCCUGGAAGAAGAAGGCGAUGAACAAAGCCCUCCAGUCCGUCAUGGGGAAGAGUAACCUGCGAUUUGCCGGCAUGAGCAUUGCGGUCAACAUUUCCAUAGACGGCCUGGGCCUGCUGAUCCCCACCACACGGCAGGUCAUAGCUCACCAUCCUAUGCAGUCCAUCUCCUUUGCCUCUGGUGGAGACACAGACACACCUGAUUAUGUUGCAUAUGUGGCCAAAGACCCAGUGAAUCAGAGAGCGUGUCAUAUCCUGGAGUGCUCUGACGGUUUGGCCCAGAGUGUCAUCAGCACCAUCGGCCAAGCCUUCGAGCUGCAGUUCAAGCAGUACCUGCACAGCCCACCCAAAACCAUGACGUCCAUGGAGAGGCCCGUCAGGCAGGAGGAGCCAGUGUGGGCUGAAGAGGAGGAUGUCUCUGAGCAUGACUACUACAACAGCAUCCCUGGAAAGGAGCCUCCUCUCGGGGGAGUAGUGGACUCCAGGCUCCGAGCCAGCGGAGUCCUCCUGGGUCACAUGCAUGCCCAGCCGCAGAGCAAGGCAGCAGCACAGAUGGGCUCCGCAGCUAGAAGAGAGCAGGCUGCUUAUCCUCCUGGUCAGCUGUGUUAUGAGCUUCACUGGGACACUGAGGCCACCAGCAGCUCAGGUCUGACGUCUGAUGGCUACCUGUGUGCUGACAGCCAAGCACAGAGCAGCAGAGACUACGAGGAGCAUCAGUACGUCAACACGCGGAGCCUGGAAAACCUGGAUUCCCUGGCACACGGCCUCAGCGGGCACCGAGGGCUCCGGGUCCCCGACAGCCCCAAGAAAGACCUCUUCGACAUGAGGCCCUUCGAGGACGCCCUGAAGCUCCACGAGGCCGGCGGUGCGGGCGCUCAGGCCGCGGGGGGCAGCGUCCGCAUCCUGGAGGACCAGUGGCCCAGUCCCCCGCGGCGCCGGGCGCCCGUCGCCCCCAACGAGGAGCAGCUCCGCAGGGAGCCCUGGUACCACAGCCGCAUGAGCCGGCGCGACGCCGAGAAGCUCCUGGUCCGAGACGGAGACUUCCUGAUUCGGGAGAGUACGACCAACCCGGGACAGUACGUGCUCACAGGCAUGCACUGCGGCCUGCCCAAGCACCUGCUGCUGGUGGAUCCGGAGGGAGUGGUUCGCACCAAAGACAUGUUGUUUGAGAGCAUAAGUCAUCUCAUCUCGUACCAUCUGAAGAACGCGCUGCCCAUCGUGGCAGCGGAGAGCGAGCUGCACCUCAGACAGGUGGUCAGGAGGAAGCAGUGAGGCAUCUGUGCCUGCACCACGCGAAGAGCUUCCGGCUCAAAUGUCCUCACGGAAUCUACUUCUCAUGGAUACUUAAAGUAAGACGACUGAAGGACGUGGCUCCGUCAGUGCUGAACUCUGCCACCAGGGGGCAUCUGACCUCUUCUUUCACUCAGCCCAGUUACCAGGAUCAACCAGACUACCCCACACGUGUCAUAGGCUCCUCAGCAUGCAGCCGUUAAGACGCCGCCGACUCAGCACUGAGCUGGACGGGCGUCGAGCGGCGUCAAAAACUGGACCCAUGACCGGAGAGGAGCCGGCAUCAGCGAGCCGCACGAGCAUCACAAUGAACAAUCACCAGAACCAAACUCUCUGCGUAUCUGGUGUGAGUAGAGAAACUGAAAUAAGAAGGAGACUCUGGCUGAGACAGAAGAGGAAACGGCUGCUUUGCCAGAGAGUUCGUCUCUGCAGCAUUUGAGUCUAAAAUGGCACAAACGCACUGAACACAAGUCAGUCCUGGAUUCAUCAUAAAGCCCCACCUUCCUUUGCCUUCUCCCUUUCUUUACAGCCCAAGCACCAAAUCCUUAAUCUUUACGUAUUCAACCAAAUACUUCACGUCUACCACAGAUAUGUCGUUAAUAAGGGCUUUAAUCGUUUGUACGUCUGGUCAGGCUCAGUAUAAAGAUGCCUGUUUGCCCCCGUCCCUCCCGCAUCAGUGCCUUAAUAACCACAGACAGGCAUUUGUGUCAGUGUGUCUAAUGUGCAUUAAUGUGCGACUCUAUUGCGAAGGACUCGUUUUCUUGCCAAUGAAUGACUGAGCUUCAGGAUGUCGGAGCUCGUGUGAACAGUGAUUAAGCUGCUCUUCUUUUGCGUUGAAUAAUGCUUUAUUGUGUCUCGUUCCCUUGUUUUGUAGAGGCAGUCGUGGUAAUUCUAACCAGGUGAUUUGUGCUUCUUCAGGCUCAGGAAAAUAUCUUAGUUUAAUGGUUGUCAUCGUUUUGUUUGUGCGGUUUCUGCCUCUUUGCAGGACUGACGGUAAGUUUCCCGAUUGAACGCAUUCAGAUGUCACUGAACAUCAGCUGUUACGACUCGUAGUCGCUUGUAUGCGUUUUGUCUUUGUGUUAGCGAUCCGCCGCUCAUCUGAGCUGCAGCUUCGUGAAUGUGCAGAGGUCAGUUGACACAGAGCUUUAGGUGAGGUCCAAAUGAUCAAUGUCAUUUUUUGCUUUCUCAGGAAUUUCUUGUAUGUUUUCUUCUUUGAUCAAGCUUGAAGGUUUUUCUCAAUAAAUAAGUGGGAAAGAAAUGCUCUGUGUGCUGUAGCGAAGGCUGCCAGCGCUGAGACACGGAG
This is a messenger RNA of Betta splendens (Siamese fighting fish), 6699 nucleotides long. It is a transcript of the gene shc2, whose product is annotated as SHC (Src homology 2 domain containing) transforming protein 2. The transcript has 13 exons. Gene Ontology annotation, molecular function: receptor tyrosine kinase binding. Gene Ontology annotation, biological process: cell surface receptor protein tyrosine kinase signaling pathway; intracellular signal transduction. Lineage: Eukaryota; Metazoa; Chordata; Actinopteri; Anabantiformes; Osphronemidae. Gene Ontology annotation, cellular component: plasma membrane. The record is from RefSeq and is a predicted model, not a curated record. Bases 3225 to 5378 code for a protein of 717 amino acids.